AGAUCAGUGGGCAAGAUGAGAACUUGGAUAAGGUUUUUGUCCUUACACUUUUGAAAAAAAAAAAAGUCUCAAAAGGAGUGGGGAAGUCGCUAAAUCUAGCUACAAAAUUGGAAACAACUUUCAGGAAAGAAGUGUGUCCCUCAGAUCAGGAAGUUGAAAUCUGUGCUGCGAUCCUCGAGCGUCUGCCAAACUCACGCAAAUCGAAAGCAUCAGAGGCGCCCCGCUUUAGUCCGCGGUUUACAGGACAUAUCGUGUAUUCAACAUGUGACAAACGAAUGGAUGGAUGUCAAGCGAUCCGUUCCUGAAGAGGCAUUUUAUGUAUCUUCGGUCAAUGAAGACGUCUUCCGAAUGACACAGCAGCUUUCAGCCUGAAAUAUGUCGUCGUACUGGUACGUCAAAGCGACAGCAGAUCCGGGUGGCAGCGCCAGCAGCAUGGAGGAGCAAGCUGGCGUUCCAGAGAUGGGAGCCAAGCAGUCGGCGGUUGGCAGUGUUCCCUUGAGUCAUUCUCCCACUCUGAAGAACAUCCAAGAGGCCUAUACACAAGCCGAGGACCAGAGGGCACACGAGCUAAUUCGGCUUUCCUGCGAGAAUAACGUCGGAGGGGGACCGGAUGGGCUACAGCUCCUGUGUUUGGCGGCUCAGAACGGUGACGUGGACGGCGUUCGGUUCUUGCUGCAGGAAGCACGAGUUACGGUUCCACAGGACCCCAGCGAACAAAACCCUGCCGUCCUAGCAGCACAUCACGGACAUCAUGUGCUGGUCCGAGAGCUGCUGGACUCCAUACCACGUCCGUGUGUGCGUAAGGAUCUGCUGAACUGGAUGUUGGCUGCGGCGUGUCAGCAGGGUCAUCUGGAGGUGGUGAAGCUGCUGGUUCACACGUACAACGCUGACGCCGAGGACUGCGCUGUUCACUCAGGAGAGUUUGCCAUCAUCACUGGCUUGCCCCUGUAUGCCGCCGCGCAGGCAGGGAAUGAGGAGAUCGCAUGUUUUCUGCUGAACAAUGGAGCCGGUUUCUCCUCGUACACAUUAAUGGAUCACGCAGACUUCAGCAGGCAGCUACUCAGACAGCGCCACCUGCAGGACAAAGACGAGCCUGUGGACGGGACGCUGCUGCAGGCUGUGCAUGUCGAGUGGUCGGGACUGAAGCUGCCCUGGUUGGACCUGGACUGGUUCAUGGACGUGUCGUCUCAGAUCACGGUUCUGGAUCUGUCUCAUAACUGUCUGAGCUCGCUGCCGUCUGUGGUGCCCUGGGGUCUGAUUCAUCUGCGCUCGCUAAACCUGUCCUACAAUCAGCUGCGAGAGCUGCCCACCCCGACCUCAUCUCAGGAGAUCAUCUGCAGCCAAUUAUCGGCUGUGAAUGUCUCUGACAACGAGCUGGAGUGUCUUCCUCUCGGUCUGCUUCACCUCGGCCAGUUGAAGAAGAUUUCUGCAGCCAGAAACAAACUCAUCAGCCUCUUCAACAUCCCCAACGGCACGAACUGGAUCGGUCUGCGUAAGCUGCAGGAGCUGGACGUGUCCGACAACGGCCUGACGGAGCUGCCCUCCUCCAUCCUGCACUGUCUGAAGGCCCUCAGCUCUCUGAACAUCAGCAGAAACAAGCUCAGCAUCUUCCCCGACCCCUGGGCCUGUCCUCUGAAAAUCUGCAAAGCUUCAAACAACCAGAUUGAGUUUCUUCCUGACACCAUCUCCAUCUUCUGGAAGACUCAUCUGAGGGAGGUGGACAUCUCCGAGAACGUCCUGAAGGAGCUGCCCUCAUACAUAUUUGAGCUAGAGGCCAUCGUCUCUCUGAAGUUGUGUGGGAACCAAAUCUCCACUCUGCCUGCUCCAAACAAAUGGAAAUGCUCUUGUCUGCGAACACUAGACCUGUCCAGAAACCAGCUGGGGAAGACGGGUGAGGCGACCAAAACCAGGAAGCUGGCCUUCUUCACUACGUGGCACAGACGGGACCCAGAGCCAGUUUGUCCCAUUCAGUUUCCUGUAAUCUUGCGGGAUUCUCUGGAAGUUCUCUUCCUGAAUGACAACCAGCUGGAAUGUGUGCCGCCGUCAGUGUGUGCCCUCAAGAACCUCUCCGAACUCUAUCUGUCCAAUAAUCCAGGUAUCCAGGAACUUCCUAUUGAGCUUGGGCAGCUCUCCAACCUCUGGCAGCUGGACAUCGAAGACUUGAACAUCACCAACAUCCCCGCAGACGUCAGGAAAGAUGGUCCGGCUGCGGUUCUGGCGUAUCUGCGAGCGGAGCUGCGAGGAGCAGAGCCCUGCAGAAUGCUGAAGCUGAUGGUGGUGGGUCCUCCGCGGCAGGGGAAGAGCGCUCUGCUGGAGGGGCUGCAGACCGGCAAACCCUCAUCCUUCAUCAGCACCGACUGCAGCAUCCACACAUCCAGCUGGGAUCUGGAGCGACCCGGAGGAGUGGCGAAAUCUGCUCUUGAAUCAGUGUCCUUUAACGUGUGGGACAUUGGCGGCCCGGCCAGCAUGUCGACGGUGAACCAGUGUUUCUUCACAGAUAAGGCUCUGUAUAUGGUGAUCUGGAAUCUGGCUUUGGGAGAGGAAGCAGUGGCCAACCUGCAGUCCUGGCUGCUCAACAUCGAGGCUCGCGCUCCUAACUCUUCUGUCAUCGUCAUCGGGACGCAUCUGGACCUCAUAGACACUAAGUUUCGCACGGAGCGUGUCGCCACACUGAGGGCCUACAUCCUGGCACUUUGCAGAACGCCCUCGGGCGCCCGGGCCAGCGGAUACCCCGACAUCACCUGGAAACACCUACAUGAGGUGUCGUGUAAGACUCUGGAAGGCAUGGACGGACUCAAGAGGCUGUUGUUUCAGGUCACUUCCUCCAUGAAGGACGUCAGCAACCCUGCUAGCUGUCACAAACUCGUGGGAAGACUGAUCCCCAAAAGUUACCUGACCCUGCAGGAGGCCAUAAAAGCAGAGUGUCUGAGGAGAGACGAUGCCGAUGAGGUGCAGUACCUGACGGACUCAGAACUGGAGCACAUCAUCGAGCAGAGUCCCGCCAGUGAUAUCAAAGACUAUGAGGAUCUGCAGACCGCGAUCUGUUUCCUUAUCGAGACCGGCACUAUACUGCAUUUCUCUGACACCAGUCAUGGCUUGUGUAAGCUCUACUUCCUGGAUGCCGUGUGGCUGUCUGAGUGUUUGGAGCGUAUCAUCAACCUGAGGGGCUCGCGCUCAGUUGCCCGUAACGGGGUCAUCAAGGCCGAGGACCUGCGCAUGCUGCUGGUGGGCACCGGCUUCACCCAGCAAACAGAAGAACAGUACUUCCAGUUCCUGGCCAAGUUCGAGAUCGCUCUGCCAGUCGCCAGCAGCAGUUAUCUGUUGCCCCACCUUUUGCCCCCCAAACCUGCCCUGGACAUCCAUGGCUUUCGGCAUCAGAGCAACAACACCAUCCAGCGGCAUUUCAAGAUGAGCUUCGUUCCUGCAGGGUUCUGGGAGCGCUUUAUAGCCAGGAUGCUAAUCAGUUUAAACCAGAUGGACGUGCAGUGUUGGUUGAAUCUUCACCAAAAUUGGUUCAGGUCAGACACAGACAAAGACAAAACCACACAAAAACAAUUACUGGAUUUUAUUCUCCAGAAAAGCCUUAACAGUUUUGCUGGAGAAGACACCAAACAGGAAGCAUUCGAGACCAAAAAGCCCACGAAGAACCAGAGGAACCGCAGUGCGGUGAUCUACAGCUUUGCGGGGAACCAGCAGCGCAAUCGCUGCAGCACCUUCCGAGUCCGGCGCAGUCAGACCAUCUACUGGAAAGAAGGGCUGCUAGUCACCUUUGACGGCGGAUAUCUGAGCGUAGAGUCGUCUGACCUGAACUGGAAGAAAAAGAAAAGCGGAGGCAUCAAGAUUAUCUGCCAGUCAGAGACGAGGGAUUUCUCAGCGAUGGCUUUUAUCACGGAUCACGUUAACUCUCUCAUAGAGCAGUGGUUUCCUGCGCUGACAGGCAGUGAGAGCGACGGCUCUCGUCUCAUAGAGCAGUAUGCGCCCUGUCCGUACUGCAGCUCUGGACCUCGGCUGUCCGACCCACUGCCUCUGUCCGGCUCCAGCCACAGCACCGUCCACUACUUCAACAUGGAGGACUGCGUGCUGGCAGCUGUGGACAAAGAGCACAUCAUCUGCCCCAACCACCCCAAACAGCCUGUCCCGCUACAGGAGCUGGUGCCCGAGCUCUUCAUGACCGACUUCCCUUCACGUUUGUUCCUGUUGAAGAGUGACCUGCAGUGGAGUGAAGAUGCAGCAGAUAUCCUGGGACAGGGUGGCAGCGGCACCAUCAUCUACAGAGCCAAAUACAGAGGCCAUCCGGUGGCCAUUAAACGCUUCCACUUCAAGAAAUGCAAACAGCAGUCGCUCAACAGCAGCACAGACACCAUGAUGAAGCACCUGCAGUCGAUGGACGCAGCCCGCAGCUUCUCAGAGUUUCGUCAGGAGGCCAGCAUGCUCCACUCCCUGCAGCACCCGUGUAUCGUGGCUCUGGUGGGCAUCAGCAUCCACCCGCUCUGCUUCGCCCUGCAGCUGGCGCCGCUGGGCAGCCUCAACACCAUCCUGGAGGAGCGAGCCAAAGGUUCUCAGUACGUGCCGCUGGGUCACAUGCUCACCUUCAAAGUGGCCUAUCAGAUCGUGACAGGCCUGGCGUAUCUGCACAAGAAGAACAUCAUCUUCUGUGACCUCAAGUCUGACAACAUCCUGGUGUGGUCUCUGGAGCUGGAGGAGGCCGUCAACGUCAAGCUGUCUGACUAUGGCAUCUCGCGCCAGUCCUUCCACGAGGGAGCACUGGGGGUCGAGGGCACACCCGGGUACCAGGCUCCCGAGAUCCGCCCCGGCAUCGUGUAUGAUGAGAAGGUGGACAUGUUCUCGUACGGCAUGGUCCUGUAUGAGCUGCUGUCCGGCCGCAGACCGUGCAUGGGUCAGCACCAGCUGCAGAUCGCUAAGAAGCUGUCGAAAGGGCUCAGACCGGCGCUGGGCAGCCCAGAGGAGGUGCAGUUUCACUGCCUGCAGGCGCUGAUGCAGGAGUGCUGGGACACCAAACCAGAGAAGCGUCCCCUGGCCGCUCCUCUCAUGAGACAGAUGCAGGAUCCCAGUUUUGCUUGUCUCCGGUACCUGCUGCCCUGCCAGGAACACAGUCAGCUCUUCUUGUCUCCGCUGCAGGGCCACAACGCCGUCUUCUGGGAUGGAGACAAAGACGACAGGAAUUACACGGUGGUAAACUUGGCCAAGGGGCAGGUGGAGGUGAAGCGGAUGCCGUGCCCGGGAACACGUCUGAGCUGCCAAAUGAAGAUGGAGAACAGUUUGUGGACGGCCACUGAGGAACAGGAAGUCUUUAUCUACAGCCUGAAAGAGAUGUGUCCCUUGAGUCACCCACAGAAACUGCUCUCCUGUCCGGCUGUGGUAACCUGUCUCUUUUUACUGCCGGCCAGGAAAGAGUCUCUCCCGCAGGUGUUUGCUGGCAUGUCUGAUGGUCUCGUGGUGGUUUACUCUCUGGUGGACGACAUGCCCUUGGAGGGUGAGACUUACAUCUGCUCACACACGAUCAACAAGCAUCUGCUGAACAUGGAGGACUCGGACCCUCGGCAGCGUCCGUACGCCGUGCGCAGCAUCGUGCCGGUGUGCACCGGGUCAGAGGUGUGGUACACCAACGGCCCCGGCGUGCUGGUCAUCGACAGCCUGACGCUUCAGCCCAUCCGCCGCCUCGACCCAUAUCUGCCGCCGUCCUGCGUGCGCUGCAUGGUCUCGUCCGCCAGCUGCUGGAGCGACGAAGCCGUCUGGUGUCUGGACGAUCACACCAACACGCUCCUCAUGUAUCACGCUGCCAGCUACCAGAUCUGCGCUACGUACAACUGCAGCGACGCCAACCCACUGCGGGACGUUUUCCCCGUGCAGAGGCCAGGCGGGGUCGUGACCCCUGUGACCCCUGUGACCCCUGAUCCUGACAUCGACGAAGAGCCUCUUCCGGCCACACUGGAGCCGCUGAAGGUAACGGUCACGCACAGCAAGGAAGCAGGAACGCAGAUCCUGUGCCAGCAAGACUCUCUGGAUUACUGCUCCAUGACGUCCUCCGGCUUCAGCUCGGAGCAGCUGGAUCAGAUCGGCGAUUUCCCACACGUCGAGCGCUCCAGUUCGGGAGCCCUCAGCUCACUGACCAGCUCCAGCAGCAUGCUUUUAUCCACAGACUUCGAGGAGGCGGACAGACCGCCAGACGAGCCGGUUUCACCGGAAGCAUUUCCAUCCAGGAGCGCAACAGAUCCAGAACUAGUGGCUCAAAGCCACACACCAGCGCAGCUGAAGGCCUUGAACAUCAUUCCUGUCAACAGCACCAUCUGGGUGCCCAGGCAUGGAGGAGACAUCAUGGUGAUCGAGGUGCAGGAGCAGGCGGGUGCGCUCAGGGGUCGGGUGAUCGCCGUGUUGACGGCACCUGGAGUGUCCGAGUACGGGACUCUGACGGAGGCGGCGCUCGUCGCAAAGGACACCGUUGUGUGCGGCUUCCGUAAAGAAAACAUGGCCUGGUGCCUGGCUGUCUGGAGGAGCUGGGGAGGCCGUGAGCUCGAGCUCUUCUACCAGGGAUACGAGGAGCUCGGCCGCUUGGAGAGCAGUCUGAGGAAAAGGAGGUAGCUGUGUAAACGCGUGUGUGACGGAGAACACAGAUACAGGUGUUGAGCGUGGUUACGGGGCCAACUGGAGGGAAUACACACACACACACAUACUGUAUAUGGACUUGAGGAAAUAUAAUCCUGCAGGACUUGGCCACAUACACAUUUCAUAUAUAUAUAUAUAAUAUAAACACAAGCAGAUUGAAUGCCACACAUGCUGGAUGCAUAAACAUAUAUUCAGCCUCAAGCGUUUGGAAGUGCGCUGAUAUAGGAGUACAUUUACAUUUGUGUACCCAGAAUGCAUCAGAAUUCACGAAACUAAGGGGUUUUGUAUUCAUGAACCUGUGUGUGUGUGUGUGUGUGUUUAAAUGGCAAGAAAGAGAUUUAUGAGGUGUGAUGCUGGUUAUUUGACUUGAUCAACUUUGUCUCAAGUUAAUCUGCAAACUAGAUGUGCCUUUGGAUGAAGGACGUGCUGUUUUAGAAAUGAACCGCAAUCAGACGAGAACCAAUGAAACGGCAGGCCUUCUGAAGCUCCGCCCACACAGUGAGGUCAUAAUGGAGUGGAACAGGUCUGGAAGUAUUUUUCCCAUUCAUUUUUUCCCAUAGGGAUUUUAAAAAGUCUUUGAAGCAAAAUAAUAAUAAAAUAGAAAAAUUAGUUUUUUCACAUUUCAUUUACAUUUUAUUUGUUUUGUUUUUUUGUUAAUUCUAACAAUGCCUGAGAAUGUGAUUAUGAUUAGCGCAAUUAACAAAUCAUAAUUAUAUAAAUAAGUAAUUUAGAUAUAAUAUAUUGCAUAAAGCUGCAGUUUUCCACCAAAAUAAAAGCUUUAUGGUUAAUGUUUAAAAGCAAAGGAAAAAAACAACCAUCAUUUUUAUAUAUAAAAUCUUUACUUUUUUUUUUUUUUAGUUUCUAAUUAUUAUUUUUAUUACAAAAAAUAUUAUGAAGUACUUUACAGUUCAGUAGUUGUAUAGUGAUAAUUCUUUAUUGAUUUUUAAAUUUAAUAAAUAAAUAUAUAUAUAUAUAUAUAUAUAUAUAUAUAUAUAUAUAUAUAUAUAUAUAUAUAUAUAACAAUGAUAUUAAAAUGUGCAGUUAGAUUCAUUCCAUUUUUGUUUUUCCAUUUUGAUGUUUCCAGCCUUGUAGCUGCUAGUAGAUGUGUCUUUAACGGUUUAUAAGUUAUGAUUAGAAAUCAGUUCCCUAUGGAGAAAAAAAAUGAAUGGGAUCUUUAUGGCUGUUGCUCUCUAUAUAAGGCACAGGCUGAUGUUUACUGUGAAUCACAGCGGUUCUGUACAGAGUGGAAUACUAGCAUACGCAAUACAUUUGUCACAUGACCUUGUCACUUUGCAUGUUUAAUUCAGUGUGUGGCAUCUGUCGGUCUUUGAAAAAUAUGAUUGUUUUACAUUAUCAGUCCAUGUUUUGUUUAAAAUGUCUUCGCGUUUAGCUGUCUGAUCACAUUCACAGAAAUCGCACUGGAAUUGAAAGGUCAAGUCGAUGCAUUGCAUUGUGGGAUGCAGCAUUGCACACAGCGUUAUGCUGUUCAUUUUGGGAAGGUUAUACGGUGUCUAUAUAAUGCAGAAGUAUGCUAGUAUGCUGCUCUGAACACAGCCAGAGUGACGGGUUUGAUCUGAUUGUGUAGUGUUUUGAGAACACCAGCAUGCUGACAUUUUGCUGUUGUAAAUAAUAUCUGAGCAUUUCAACUAUAGAAUGAAUGUUAUUUAUUAUUAUAGACUGUUUAAAUCUCAUGCUGCAUGUGUAAAAAGUUGUUUCUGAACUGUAAAUAUGCUGAACAGAACAUAAAUAAAUCAACUGCGUUUUUUAUUAAAGA
This is a messenger RNA of Onychostoma macrolepis, 8398 nucleotides long. RefSeq names its product leucine-rich repeat kinase 1 (gene lrrk1). Bases 376 to 6600 code for a protein of 2074 amino acids. The transcript has 36 exons. The record is from RefSeq and is a predicted model, not a curated record. Gene Ontology annotation, biological process: protein phosphorylation. Gene Ontology annotation, molecular function: protein binding; protein kinase activity; ATP binding. NCBI's taxonomy places the organism in Eukaryota, Metazoa, Chordata, Actinopteri, Cypriniformes, Cyprinidae.